This is a messenger RNA of Lactuca virosa, 3280 nucleotides long. Lineage: Eukaryota; Viridiplantae; Streptophyta; Magnoliopsida; Asterales; Asteraceae. The record is from the annotation of a GenBank genome assembly.
UACCAACGGUCUACACUCUACACAGUACACACACCACACACACACGCACAUGAAAGAGAGACUCCAGUGAAAUUCUGAACAUAGAACAAAUAGAGCGAGUGCUAACGACAGCUCUUGAUCUGAAUACGUGACGCCUUUCGAAUCUCUUCAUCUAAAUCUCCAACAAAAUCCAUCACUUUCUCGCAGAACAUAUAAAUUCCAACACCCUGCAAUCGGUUCUUCGUGUCUCGUUUUUGAUUUUGUUUUCCCUUUUCAUUUUCUCGAUUUACGCAUUUGUAAUUGCCUCUAGCUAGGGUUAGGGUUUUCGAUUUGCUUACCUUUUUAAUGUUUGUUGUAUGUUGUAACGAAUCGAAUGAAAUUUCUACAGGAAGUUAAACUUCCUCUUCAACAUGCUAAUUCUAGAUUAGAUUAAUUUUGAUUUUUGUAAAAUUGAUUUGGCGGGGUGUUAAAAAUGGAGAUGGACAACACUUCUCGCGGCAGAUCAUUCGAUAGAUCAUCACGAAACCCUGCUACACUGAAGAAACCUCGAUUGGUAACGGAAGAGCCAACGAUUCUUCGCAGUAAUAAUAAUCCCAACGGUAAUAAUAGACCUAUAGUUCAACGGCCGUCAGUGGGGUUCCGGCCGGCGGUGGAGAGAGAUGGAGACUCCGAGUCGUAUCAGCCACAAUCGCUAUCUCAGAUAAAACAGCAACAACAUCAAGAGCUUGUGAGUCAGUAUAGGACAGCUCUAUCGGAGCUGACUUUCAAUUCGAAACCAAUCAUAACGAACUUGACUAUCAUCGCCGGAGAAAACGCCCAGGCUGCUAAAGCUAUUGCUGCUACUAUCUGCAAUAACAUUAUCGAGGUUCCGAGUGAUCAAAAGUUGCCAUCGUUAUAUCUUCUUGACAGUAUCGUGAAGAACAUUGGUCGAGAUUACAUCAGACACUUUUCCACCAAACUCCCUGAGGUAUUUUGCAAGGCAUAUAGACAGGUUGAUUCUGCAUUACAUUCUGGAAUGCGACAUCUUUUUGGGACAUGGAAAGGAGUAUUUCCACCUCAAUCACUUCAAUCAAUAGAAAAAGAACUUGGUUUUUCAACAGUUGGGAAUGGGAAUGGGAAUGGUUCCUCUUCAGGGUUGACCACAUCUAGACCUGACUCACAACCACAACGCCCUGCUCGCAGUAUUCAUGUAAAUCCCAAGUAUUUGGAGGCAAGACAAAAACUCCAACAAUCAAACAGGCCAAAAGUUGCAUCCAGUGACAUACCCACAACUCGUGCUGAUCCUCGCCUAAAAUUGCAUCAGGCACAAAGAGAUCCAGAGAGUGAUCUUACACACGAGAAUUAUGAAUUUGGUUCUGAUAUAUCAAGCCCUUCCGAGGGUAGUUUUGGAAAAUCCAAUGGAAGAGUAGGAGAACAAGGACUUGAAAAGACAUGGUAUGAAAGAAAUGGACAUGGGUUAUCAUCGAAUUAUUCACUCCAUAAAUCUUCAAUUCCUGAUGUGAAAUUACAACCUAUCAACAAUCUUAUAAAAGGAAGUGGUGAAGUGAGUAGGAGUUGGAAGAAUUCAGAGGAAGAAGAGUAUUUGUGGGAUGAUGUGAGCUCAAGAACAGUGAAUCCUAUUCUUACCUCUUCCAAUAGUUCAAAGAGAGAUCCUAGACUGUAUUUUGACCCCGAUAGACCGGGUUUUGAUAAUCGUCUUCAGAAAUCACAACGGAUGCAUGAGAAAGAAUCUUCACCUGAUCUACCAUCUGCAGAACAGCGGAUACCUUUACCUUCUACUUCACUAAGGGCAAAAGGGUCAUUUUUGACAGACGAAAAUGCUUUUGUAGGUGCUUCUAGAAACUUGUUACAUGGUUCUAAAGUUUUCCCUUCCUCUUCAAGUGGGGUGUCAGUGUCAACAAGUCUUGAUUCUUUAUCCAGAAUCUCUUUGCAAUCUCUUAAAGCAGCUCGAUCUCAGGGGCAAAUAAGUCAAGAUUCUCAAAAAUCAAAACUUCAAAAUUUACACCCAAUAAAACGCGCGCCAAUUCCGCCACCUCAUCAAGAACCUGUAUCAGAACCUUCUGUUCAACUUCAACAUCAACUUCAACCUCAACCCCCUAAACCCUUACCAGUGCCACGUCAGCAAAAACCUGUAGUUGCAGAUAUACCAGGAUUAUCAUCCACAAGUAGUUUAUUAGCUGCUGUUAGCAGCAUUUUUGGCAAAAAAACUACCACUCAAUCCAUGUCAUCAUCUCUCAAAAUCCCAUCCUCCCAUGAAAGCACAUCACUUUCAUCAUCUCUUCUUGGUACUACUCCAACAACACAGAGUACAACUCUUCCAAAUCCUGAAUCAAAUGUCUCAAGUCUUUUGAGUACAUUGCUCUCAAAGGGUUUAAUCUCUGCAUCAGAAGACAACAAAAACAACAACAAACACAACAACAACAAUAAAAUUAAUAAUAACAAAAGUGAUGAUGUCAUUGUUACUCAAACUCGAAAACUUCCUCCAAAAGUUUCCUCAAAGAGUGUUGUUAUUAAUAAUAAGAGUGUUGUAGGAUUAGAGUUUAAGCCUGAUGUGAUUAGGGAGUUUAAUCCUUGUGUGAUUAGUGAACUCAUUGAUGAUCUUCCACAUCAAUGUGGGAUUUGUGGGUUAAGAUUCAAAGCUGAAGAACAAUUCGAUAAUCAUAUGGAGUGGCAUGUGUUAAAAAAUUCAGAAUCCAACACUCUAAAUACAAAAUCAUCAAGGAGAUGGUUUUUGAAAGCUGAAAAUUGGGUCAACGGGGAGUCUGACUUUGACUUUGACCCUGGGUCAACUACACAAGAAACAUUCUUGAUUGAUGGUGAACAGAUGGUUACUGCAGAUGAAACCCAAAUUGUGUGUGUUUUGUGUGGAGAAAUUUUUGGUGAUUUUUAUAAUCAAGAAAGGAAUAAAUGGAUGUUUAAAAGAGCUGCUUAUUUAAAUAUUGGCAAUGGUGGGACCCGGGGUGUAAUUGUGCAUGAAAAUUGUGUAUCAGUGAAUUCGCUUUCUGAUUUGGGGUUAGCUAAUGAUGUGAAAGUGGAAAAGAGUGUAUGAAGGGUAAAAGAGGGAAACCAGGUUCAUUUUUCUAUAUCAAGAUUACUUGUUCUGUUAAAAGUUUGUUGUUUUCUGGCUGAUGAUUCUUGAAUGGAAGAGAAUUAUUAGAUGUCACAUACCGUUUUUGACUUUGUUUUGGAUGUUGAUUUGUAUAAUGCUAUAAGUAUAAGCUGCAUUGUAUAUGUUUGUGACAUUAAAUUAUUUUACUUUUUGGGUCGUAAGGACAAUGUUGGUAAACCCAUGAUAUAGUAG